GGAGGUUCCAAGGCCGCGGAGCUUAAAAGAAAAAAUGCCGGGAAGGGCUUAAAGCCUCCGGAAAAGAAGAAGGCAAGGGGGGGUGCCGGGGAGAAGGCUCCCCCGGUUGUAAUCAUCGAUGACCUUCCCUCGGGUCCUCAUUCAGCCUCCGCCCUCCCGGAGGAAUUUGACGAGGGUGCCUGGCCCUUGGAGAAUGUGCAGUUUCCCAUUAAGAAGGGGACUGCCCUUAUGCACGGCACCCUCGAUCCGAGGGAGUUCCUGAGAGGUGCCACCCCCCCGCUCGAUCGCUCCACUCUUGGCAGGUUCGCGAAUGAGUCCCUCGAGCUCAAGGCUCUCCAGGCUUCAGUCACUGCUAGCGUGGCCUUCGGGGAGCUUGUUAGGAGGGCGGAACAGCACCGCCUUGAGAAGGCAAAGUCCGACGAGGCCAUGAAGAAACUCGUCGCCAACAAUACCGAAGCCAUCAGGCAAUUGGCCGGCUUGGAAGAGGCCCUCCGGCAGGCUGACCAGAGACUGGAGGCCGCGAAGCAGGAGGCCCGGGCCGAGGGAAAAGCUCAAGCGGAGAAGGAUGCUGCUGAGGCCGCCAAAGCCACCGCCGAAGCCGCCGAGUCCGCUAAGAAGGAGGCAGUAGCAGAGGCUGUCAAGGGGGCUGUUGACGCCUUCAAGGCUGGGGAAUGGAGGGCUGAGGGCCACAAGGAGUGGAUGGCGUCGGUGAUCCCGGAAGUCGUCGAAGAGUGGGUAACAGGCCCCGGGGCUAUGUGGCUAGCCCGGAAGGGUAAGUCGUUCUAUGAGGGGGGCCAAUACUUCACCCAAGCAAUGUUGUACCGGAGGCUGGCCCGGCACCACGGCCUUGACCCGAAAGAUUUCAAACCUGAGUCCCACGGCCUUCCCCCGCUGGUUCCAGACAUCCGGGUUCCCCUCCCCGAGGGCGAGGAGAGACAGCUGCUGGAGGAUUCAGAGCUCGACGGGCUGGCCUCGGAUGAUGAGGAAGAUGUUGGUGAUGAUGCCGCCUCGAAGGCUAAGGAGGAUGUAGCAUAAAUUUUGUAAUAGUUUAUAGGGCCCGGCUUCGGCCAUACUUUUGUAACGAAAUUCACUUGAACAACUUUUCCUGUCGAAAUGAAUGGUUGCCUUCGGGCUUUUUAUAUGAAUGAAGGCCUCAUUUUUCUUCAAGUUUCGUUUGCCUUCGUUCUUUUCCUUUAUGAAUGUAUGCCUUUCUUUACUAUGUAUUCUUUCCUUCUCUCGCAUGGUUUUCCGAAGGCCGCAAGUUUGUGGACUUAGAAAAAUUUCUAAGUGCAACCCAUCGCAAGCCCUCGGCUGUAGUGUAGUAUCACGAGCCCUCAGUUGUAUGUUUGGGGUUGCCGGGGACUCGUCGCUGUGGACUUGAAAACUUUCUAAGUAAACUUGGCAAUGAGCCAUCGGUCAUAGGGCAAUCACCGGAGGCUCGUUGUCGUGGACUUAGAACAUGUCAUAAGUACGACCUGAUCAGAACCCUUCGGGUGUAGAGUAGACUCACCGGGGGUUUUAUGAUUGUGGACUUAGAAAAUUUUCAAAGUGAGAACUUUUGCCAUGAUCCUCCGGUCAUAGUGUGGAACAUGAGCCUUCGGAUGUUUGUAGUAGUGAGACCGAGGGCUA
Messenger RNA from Cuscuta epithymum, 1629 nucleotides. NCBI's taxonomy places the organism in Eukaryota, Viridiplantae, Streptophyta, Magnoliopsida, Solanales, Convolvulaceae. The record is from the annotation of a GenBank genome assembly.